UGUAAACUCAUUCAUUUCUGUGACGGAGCGUGUCUACGCACUCGGGUUCAAAGUGGAAACGGCACUUUUUGAGAGACAUUCCCAACAUGUCUUCUCCAAGCUCUGAUCCUCUUUUACUUUUUACUCCACCAAAAUCCAGUUCUCCUGAUGCACCACCUACUAGUGAUAGCGUCGCGUCCACCAACAUUCCGAUGGCUCCCAAGACGCGCCCCAAAGCGUCCUUUUUCAUAGAGCCUCCUGUCUUGUCUGAAUUGCAGAGGCAGCAGUAUAAACCUGUUCCUGAAGAGUUCAAAGAAGGCGUUACCUUCGACAGGGAUGAUAUUGACGCUGUAGUAGGCGAACACUACGAAGGCACCCACUUGUCCUACUUUGUGCGUUUCAAGGAUGGGCUAGCAUAUAGACUUCCUGCUAGUGACUUCCAGGCCGAAUAUGCCGACCUGGUUGAGGAAUACGAUCAAAAGAAAGAUAAUGGAGAACUCGGAGAGUUUGACCCAUCCUCUAGCGCGGUGCACGAGGAUUCUCGCAUCAGGACUAUCAUCACCAUAGACAUGGUCAAUGGUGUUGCCCGGAGCACAAGGGCGCGGGAAUAUACGUCGUCUUUGGCCUCCCUGUCUGAUCUUACGGAACCUUCUGAAUCUGAUCAGCAAGAGGAUGACCAGAGCGAAGACGAAUACCGCCAGGAACAGAGCAUACCCACCCGCAAAGCCAAUUCUAGGCCUGUCCGAGCUGUAGCUGCUAAGGGCAAAGGCAUGUCACGUGCUACAACUCAAUCAAAGCUUCCUUUCAGUCCCAAAAAGUUACGCAGCAGGCGUGUUCGCCGGUAUAUGAGCGAAUCGGAGGAUGAAUUAGCAGGAUACGAGCAGGAGGACGUCAUAGAUGUCAUUCCCGCUCGCAGGUCCACUCGUGAGCGCAAGAACGCAAAAACUAACCUCGCAGAGGAUUACGUUGAAGAGGCUAGUGACAGUGAAAGCAAUGACGAAUCGUACAUGGCAACUUACAAGAGGGCUGGAAAGUUCAAGUCAGCCGCGAAACCUCAAAGGCGACUCAAACGGGGACCUGUUUCCCGACCUGCUUAUGGCAUCUUUCGUUCUGUUGCGGAUCUUGACUUUGAUGCCUAUGAGGAGGAUACGGAAUUGCUACGCGCUCAUCGAGACAUUUGCGAGAAGUGCCACAAAGCUCCUGCUCAUGUGCAGUUGGAAAAGCCGAAGAAAGGCAGGAAAAAGAUUCAUAAGGAAGAUGACUAUGGGUUCGAGGGGAACGAGGAUGAUCUCAUUCAGUCCUUGGGUGGUUGGGUUCGAUGCCUAAAGUGUCCUAUUGCAGUUCAUUGGCGGUGUCUCGCAAAGACCCAGAAAGAUGAGAUUACCCGUGCAGCGCGUGCGCGCGAUAAAGAGGAAUGGAAGAGUCAACAGCCAGAUGGUUACGAUGGUCACAACCCUCCAGACUCCGAACUUCCAAAUCGCAAGGAGCUCGACAUUGUGCAGACUACGGAGUUCAUAUGUGCCAACUGCAUGAAGGGCGGAAUUUGUAUGGGCUGCAAGGAGAUUGCUCUAGAAGCCGAUUCAACCAUCACGAGACAGCCUGCCGCACCGCCCGCCGUUUCGGAACCUAAACCUGCGGGGCUCACUCAGGAUGUCGAAAUGGUUGACGUUGCGCAGAAUGUCGCUGACAGUGGAUCAAGCCCUGCAAGAGAGCUUGUUUACCGAUGCUUCACCUGCAAGCGUCUCGCCCAUUAUCGUCAUCUUCCUAUCCCAGAUACCUUCGAACCUGAUGACCCGGCUUCUCUUGACGAGAUCAAGCUUGCAUCCUUCUAUCAACUCGAGACUGGAUGGCGUUGUGCGGAUUGCUUCUCGUAUGAGUACACCGUAGACAAGAUUCUUGCAUGGCGUCCAUAUCCUCCCAACGCCGUUGAACCACAAUACUCACCCGCGAACUCUCCAGAUCCAAAGAGCAUGCUGCCUCGGGAGUACCUUGUGAAAUGGAACGAACGAAGUUAUCGGCGCACUCAAUGGGUUCCACACAUGUGGUUGGCAUCUACAACAUAUAUGAAACUCAAAAAUUUCAUUGCGACCGGGCCCAAAGUAGAAUUGUUGGAUAACCCUGCUCCAGAACAAGAUACGAUGCUGGUCGACUCUUCCGCGAAUGAGAUACCAGUUCAGCCGGUGUCAUUGGAGGCCAAUGCCAGUCAGACUCCUGAGGUCGAGGCCAAGUCCAGGUCGGUAUCGUCUCUACGACCUUUGCCAGAUGCAGAACGUCAUAUUCCCCCUGCAUGGAAAACCACAGAUCGUGUGCUGGACGUACUUUUCUGGACAAUCAACCGGUCAGGGCGUGGAAAGAAAGGUAAAAGGAACUCGGUCGUGGAGAGCGACGAGGAAUUGAAUUUGCCGCUGGAGCUCCAGGAUCAGCUGGUGAAAACGCAGUCGAGAGGUGAACAACCUAAUGAUGACUGUAUGGAGAAUGUAGAUGAUUUCUUGAGCACUGUCGAUAAGUCGGAGCUGGACAUCAAAGACAUCAAGUAUAUCGCAUGGGCAUUUAUCAAAUGGGAUGAUCUGGGCUAUAAUGAAGCAACCUGGGAUUCUCCCCCCCGCCCUGACGAGCCUGGUUACUUAGCAUUCAAGGCAGCUUUCCAACGCUUUAUAGACUCGCAGAAAAUUUUCGUUCGAAAAUCGGACAAAGAUGUCAAGAAGCUGGAGAACAGAGUGAAGGAUGGAUAUGCACAGCACGCCCUUCGUCAGAAACGUCAACCUAAGCUUGGUCAGAACAGUCAACUACAACUUCUGCCAUUCCAGAUGGAUGGCUUUGAUUGGCUCUGUGACAAUUGGUGGAACUUGCAACCUUGCAUCCUUGCCGAUGAGAUGGGACUGGGUAAGACAGUCCAGAUCGUGACUUUCCUCGGGGCUAUCAUCGAUAAAUGGCAAGGAGCUCCUGCACUUGUCGUCGUUCCCAACUCUACCAUCACAAACUGGGUUCGGGAAUUUACUCGUUGGGCACCAAAGUUACGAGUAGUACCGUUCUAUGGGGAAGCGAAGGCUCGGGACAUCAUCAUUCAAUAUGAGUUGUUCCAUCCCUCUGAUCGAAAGGGUGGUCCGGAACCCAAGUACCAUGUGAUGGUGACCACUUAUGAAACCCUCGUCAACCCCAGGGAUUUCAACUCGGUGUUCAAGAGCAUUCCGCGUUGGGAAGUCCUUGUUGUGGACGAAGGACAACGCUUGAAGAGCGAUCAUAGUCUAUUGUUCAAAAAACUUAACGAGCUGAAUUCAAUUCAUCGCGUGAUCAUGACUGGAACACCUCUGAACAACAAUAUUCGUGAGCUCUUCAACCUCAUGAACUUCCUCGAUCCCGAAGAAUGGAGUGACCUUGAGGCCUUGGAGAAAGAGCAUGAAGAGCUGAAUGAGGAACUGGUGCGACAGCUGCAUAUUAGACUCAAGCCUUAUUUCUUGCGGCGCAUCAAGAGCGAGGUUUUACAACUUCCCCCUAAGAACGAGGUCAUCGUUCCCCUCUCCAUGGCUCCUCUGCAGAAGGAAAUAUAUAGGUCUAUCCUGAGUCAAAACUUGGACAUUCUCCGAAGUCUAACCCAGGCUGCGACUACCAAAGCAGGAAAACCCUUGGUUGGCAAGGCCAAUUUGAAUAAUAUGUUGAUGCAACUUCGCAAAUGCCUGCAACAUCCAUAUCUUAAUUCUGAGGAUAUCGAGCCUCGCAACCUUACCGUUGCAGAGGCUCACGAGAGACUGAUAGGUGCUAGCACUAAAUUGCGGUUUUUGAAGAUGCUUUUGCCUAAACUUCAGGCCAGAGGUCAUCGUAUACUAUUGUUUAGUCAGUUUGUUAUGGCGCUUGAUAUUAUCGAGGACUUCGUGAGAGGUGAAGGCUACAAGUACUUGCGCCUGGACGGAAACACCAAACAGGCCGAUCGCCAAAAGGGCAUGGACGAGUUUAACAAACCUAACUCGGAUGUUUUUAUCUACAUGCUCAGUACUCGAGCGGGCGGCGUCGGAAUCAACUUGUAUACUGCAGAUACGGUCAUCAUAUUUGAUCCUGAUUUCAACCCUCACCAGGACUUGCAGGCCAUAGCUCGCUCUCACCGGUAUGGACAGACGAAGACAUGCUUGGUGUUUAAGUUCAUGGUCAAGAAUUCAGCUGAAGAACGAAUCAUGCUAAUGGGGAAGAAGAAGCUUGUUCUCGAUCAUUUAAUUGUUCAGAAGAUGGAUGACGACGACGGUGCUGGCGAAGAUCUUCAGUCGAUUCUCACGUUUGGAGCUAAAGCCCUGUUUGAAGAAGAAGAAGGAGGAGGAGAUCAAUCUUCGAAGGACAUAACUUACGUCGACAAUGACGUUGAGAAACUCAUCGAGAAGACUGAAGUAGAAGGUGAUCAACAGGCAGCCACCAAGGAGGCUGGGCUCUCCUUCGCGUUUGCCAAGGUAUGGGCGGCAGACAAGGAUACCAUGGAGGAGAUCCAAGAGGAUGUUCAGGAUACGGAACAGGGCGAUUCUUGGGCCCUAGCACUUGAGCGGAUAGCCGCUGCGAAAGGUGCGGAGCAGGUAACCGAAGUCACAGGCAGAGGCGCUCGCAGGAAGGCGGCUGCUAUAUUCCCUCAGCAAAAGCUUGAUCACAUUGAAGGUCUGGAGGACACGCCCGACAAGAGCAGGAAAAAGAAAAAAUAUCGAUCUUCGAAGUCAGACACAUCCAGCGAUUCCGACGCUUAUGCGGGUACGCCUGGUGCGCAAGCAAGUGAUUCGGGUGCUAGCUCAAUGAACAUGGACAUGGACAUGGUUGACGAACUCUUACCGACCUCUCACAAGCCGAAGAUGAAAGUCAAGGCCAGGGCCAAGUAUCGAGAACAGGCCUUGGCAAAAGAAGAUGAGGAUAACCUGCCUUGCGGUCUUUGUGACACGCGCCAUGGAAAGGGGAUCUGCUACAUGACCGAAGACUCCACCAAUCUUGUGGAGUACAGGGAAAUACUGAUGAACCAUGAGUCGGAUGAGCCAUGGGCAGUCAGGAUAGCUGCUAUCGAUGCCAUAGAGAAGACGCUUGUUAAAAGGGGGCAUGGCCAUCUUCUUGCUGGUCAGCCGCUCAAACUUGUCGCAAACGGCAACAGCAACCAGGCUUAUGUCAAGCAAAAAAAGAAACGUGCUCGUGAUUCAUUAGGUGUUCAGCAACCGAAGACAGUCGCAUCAUCCAAGUCAUCCACCUCUUCUUCUAUCGCCCCGCUCGAAUCUUCCUCCACCAAGCCUUCCGUAGUAUCGUCUUCCAGACCUGCAGGCGAGGCUAAGAAAUCUGGGCGACAGAUGACACUGUUUUCCGUCACGGAUAAAGACAGUGAGAGGAAGAGUAGAACUGCUGAGCCAUCCGCUCUGCCAUCGAAACGAAGGCCGUCACCUGUGCCUGUGGCUGAGUCAUCCUCCUCCAAGAAGCAUAGAUCAAACUCGCAAUGCCCAGUUUGUGAAGGUCCGUAUCACCAUUUGAAAGAUUGUCCCGUCAUCGCACUUGGCCCUCGCAGGUGAUGUGUCCUGCCUUGUAGUAUAUGUAACUUCCUGACGUUCACCCUACAGUAUUACAACACAUAUCCUACGGUUGGAGCAGGACCCUUCUCAACAGGCUACAGUGCUUAGUCUUAAGAAACAGCUUAGACGCCAGCGGCGGAAGCAAGCUGAAGAAGCAACUCGUUACAGUGGGUUCGAUGGCCCUUCGAUGUUGGGCUAGUGAAGAAUUCAGAUUUUUCCCAUACUUUACAUGCUGUCAUAUAACUACCGAAAUGCGCGAGCUGGCGAGACGAUUCCCACCUCCUAGACUCUAGUAGUAGACUUACUUUUAGAUACUUGGACUCGUCUACGAAUAUAUUUCGUGUGUUGA
Molecule: messenger RNA, 5844 nt
Organism: Suillus discolor
Lineage: Eukaryota; Fungi; Basidiomycota; Agaricomycetes; Boletales; Suillaceae
Exons: 20
Coding region: 87-5495 (1802 amino acids)
Biological process (GO): chromatin remodeling; negative regulation of transcription by RNA polymerase II
Cellular component (GO): nucleus; chromatin
Molecular function (GO): histone binding; ATP-dependent chromatin remodeler activity; ATP binding
Source: RefSeq, a predicted model, not a curated record